Molecule: messenger RNA, 954 nt
Organism: Bipolaris maydis ATCC 48331
Lineage: Eukaryota; Fungi; Ascomycota; Dothideomycetes; Pleosporales; Pleosporaceae
Biological process (GO): protein lipoylation
Cellular component (GO): mitochondrion
Molecular function (GO): lipoyl(octanoyl) transferase activity
Source: RefSeq, a predicted model, not a curated record
AUGACUUCUAUAGUGAGCCCAAUGCGGCAGAAGCUUCUUCAUAUCCACCUCCCAGGCCUUAUCCCCUACGCCACCGCCGCCCACCUGCAAGAAACACUCGUCUCCCGUUUCCUCGCUGCAAAGCCGCCUUCCACCACACCCUUGCCUCGUCCACACAUCAUAACCGCCUCCUUUCACCCCGUAUAUACCUGCGGCCGCCGCGAAAUCGGCAGCGUCUCCCCAGCCCAACAGGCCCAUCUGCUUGCAGAUGGCGGCGCCGACUUUGUCGAAGCCCUACGAGGCGGGCAAACCACAUUCCAUGGACCAGGGCAACUGGUCGCAUAUCCGAUUCUCGACUUGCGCUCGCACAAGCUCACGCCCAGACACUAUGUCUGCCUUCUAGAAAAGAGUCUGAUAGCCACGUGUGCGCGCUUUGGUGUCAAGGCUAUGACGACGGAGCAUACGGGCGUAUGGACGAGUCCUGAUGAUAAGAUUGCGGCCAUUGGCGUGCAUAUGCGGCGGAAUGUGACGAGUCAUGGGGUUGGGCUGAAUGUUGAUACGGAUUUGUGGUGGUUUGAUCGCAUUGUGGCGUGUGGAUUGGAGGGAAAGAGGACGACGAGUUUGCAGCGUGAGGGGUGCGAGGGGUUGAGUGUUGAGGGGGUUGGGAAGGUGUUUGUGGAUGAGGUCGCGGAGAGACUUGUGGGGGUGGAUGGGGUGGAGAGGUUGGGAGAGGAAGAGGUGGAGAAGAUGUUGCGGCUGUGAGUUGAGGUUGGUCGUUGAAUUCCCCGCUGUGAAUGGUGCGAGGAUGGAAUAGUGAUAGGAUUGGAGGAGAUGGUUGAUACCCGCUAGAGAUGUCUUUCCCGAUAGCAUUGCAAUUGCCUGGCUGUAGUAUAUAGAUACUGUAUAUCAUCGUCUAGAUAUCAAGGCCUUUUCAAUUACGAAAAGCCAUGGCUCUCGAUCAAUUGAUUAUUGUGU